AUUGAAGCCGCUGGCUGUAUCGUCUCGGAGAUCCGGUACAGCCGUCGUUGUCCGUUGCCGCAAAAUAUCUUUUUAGUCUUAGCUUUAGGGGUUCUCGUUGUUCCGGCUUUGUCCCUCCUCCGUACCGAGAUUUCACUCGAUGUUGCGCGUUCCAUCGCCGGCCCAAUCUGUUAGCUGGCGCUCAUUGUAGCCCUUCAACCAUGAUUCAUGGUCCACCGCCAAGUGUGUCCCUCCGAUUGUAAAAGCCUCAGGCCGGAAGGUGUCUCAAUUCCUCCAGAGCAAUCACAGCUCAGCAUUGUUGUAUCUCACUCCACCCGAUUCCCUCCGACGGGCUAAGCAACCCGUGCAGAGCUCAAUCCCCUUGCCUAAUUCGCACCCGUGAUAUCAUCCCCAUUCCCAUCAUUUUUCAGCAGUCUUGGACUGCUGAAUAGAGGGCAAAUAUCUUGUUUGUGGGAGGUUUUCGUCUGUUCAAGUUCGUGCUCAAGUCAUAUUCUCACCCGUGUACGCCGUAACAAUCAUCUCUCCCAUAUUCAGCGUUGUUCCCUUCUUCCCAGCGUUGCCCCGGCUGACAUCCUCACCCCCCUGACAAUAUCCACCCGUGUGGGCCCACCUAUCCUCACUUUCUUCCCGGCUCCAGACGCUCUCUCUUCCCUUUUCCUUUUCCCACUACCGUCUGUCUCGUGCUGAGCUCCGUAUUCCUUUUCUUUAAACCUCCCAUCAGCCUCUCCCUCUUUCAAACAUCAACCAUCUCCCCUCACACAUCAAUCACAAUGGCCUCUUCUCGUGUCUUCGCCUCUCGCCUGGCCUCCCAGAUGGCCGUCAAGGCCGCUCGCCCUGCUGUCCGAGCCCCCGUCGCUGCUGCCAGCAAGCGAACCAUCUCUGGUAAGUUUCUGAUGCGGCAAAAAAUUUUCUUCAAGCUCAAUUGAGCUGGUGUCGAACCCGACUCGAUCGAACUUCGCCCAUCACGAUGAAUGAACAAUUCGCUCACAAUCGAUUCAAGGCGCCAGCCCUCUCCAGGCCAUGAAGCGUCAGACUCUUCUCCAGGCUACCAGCCGCAACGCCUUCCAGGUGCAGCGCCGUGCCUACUCCUCCGAGAUCGCCCAGGCCAUGGUUGAGGUCUCCAAGAACUUGGGUAUGGGUGCCGCCGCCAUUGGUCUGACUGGUGCCGGUAUUGGUAUCGGUCUCGUCUUCGCCGCCCUCCUCAACGGUGUUGCCCGCAACCCUGCCCUCCGUGGCCAGCUCUUCUCUUAUGCCAUUCUGGGUUUCGCUUUCGUUGAGGCCAUCGGUCUGUUCGAUCUGAUGGUUGCCCUCAUGGCCAAGUUCACCUAAGUUAUUUCCCGGCCAAUUGGGUAGGCUCGUGCCGAAUGAUCGAGUCAACGAGACAGGGGAGGUUGCUGAGCAUAGUGCAUUGUGCCAUAUCCUGAGAAAUUUGAUAUGGGUGCGCUUGAUGCUAGCUUGCACGAUAGAGGGGAGGUUGUCUUGUAAUAGACGGGAUAGAGAUCUGGGAGUGACAUUGGUCAUAGGCACUUUCCUAUGAUUAGAGUUGGGGAAAUUCUGCAUAAUUCCUCCCAGGGAUCAAUUUGUAAAAUAAAAAGCCUCAUUCAUCCCGCUUCUUCCAAUGCAUAUGGAUAUUUUCCUUGUUUCACCAUCACGAAAUAAAUGGUUCAUCUGAUAAUCGUGACUUCACAUAUCGAUGGUCCCAAUUGACGUCUCAAUUAACGUUAAGUCGAUGACAUCGUUCCCAGUAGCUUUGUCCACUGCAUGGGAGCUGUAAACAUGAGGCAUUUGCUGAGCUCCCGUGGGCCGGUGCUGG
Molecule: messenger RNA, 1813 nt
Organism: Fusarium verticillioides 7600
Lineage: Eukaryota; Fungi; Ascomycota; Sordariomycetes; Hypocreales; Nectriaceae
Product: F-type H+-transporting ATPase subunit C
Exons: 2
Coding region: 1021-1329 (102 amino acids)
Biological process (GO): proton transmembrane transport; proton motive force-driven ATP synthesis
Molecular function (GO): proton transmembrane transporter activity
Source: RefSeq, a predicted model, not a curated record